CAAAAAUAGCUAAUCUUUCCUACUUUCGAUUUAACUUGUAGCUUUACUCGAGCGAACUUACAGAAUGCAUACUGAUUCUGUAUGGUUGCAUCUCUAUCAAUGACUCUUUAAAAGUGUUAAUACCCAGCAAGGUUCGCAGCUCUAUUGUUGUAUAUUCGGCUAGCUAAAGAAUAGACAUACCUUUUCCCAGAGCACAAAAUGGGCAAGAAACAAAACACCAAAACUAAGAAGGAAGCGCAGACACAGGAGGAGCCGGAGGAGUUUGUUGUGGAAAAAGUAAUGGACCAGCGCAUCGUCAAUGGGAAAGUGGAGUUCUACCUGAAGUGGAAAGGAUUUACUGAUGCAGACAACACCUGGGAGCCUGAGGAGAACUUGGACUGCCCCGAGCUGAUUUCAGCUUUUCUGGAGUCGCAGAAAAACAUCAAGGAGAAGCCUGUGGCUGUGAAGAGGAAAGCUUCCACAGAGGAGGGAGAAACUGAUUCUGCAAAGAAAAUUGAGGCUGAGCAGCCACGUGGUUUUGCUAGAAACCUCAACCCAGAAAAGAUAAUUGGUGCCACGGAUAGCAGUGGAGAGUUGAUGUUCUUGAUGAAAUGGAAAGACUCAGAUGAAGCAGAUUUAGUCCCAGCGCGCGAGGCCAACACACGCUGCCCUCAGGUGGUCAUAGCUUUUUAUGAGGAGCGACUGACAUGGCAUUCAUGUCCAGAGGAUGAAGCUCAAUAAUUCCUCCUGCUGGUUUCUGCUGUUUGUUUUUUUUUUCUCUCUCCGUGAAGCCUGGACUCCUCCUCCUGGUCUGCCUCUUAAUUCUAGCUACCUGUAGACUGUUUUGUAGCGUUUUCUACAUUUGUACUUUGUUUGGCAGCGGAGGAGAGCUUUAUGGCUGUGUGAAGUAACCGAAAAGAUGUAUGCGACAGAGUUCAUCCGAAUGCCAUGUUGCGACAGAGCUACCUUGCAUCUCAUGCCUGCUCUCAAAUGUUUUAAAUUCUGACUACUUGAAAAAUGUUAAGCUGUUGAUGGAGCUUGUUUUUGUUGUUGUUUUAUCCUGCAAGUUGUUCUGAAAUUCCAUUUUGUUUAUGGAGUGUAAAUACUAUCCUAGCUUCCAAUUAAAACUUUUAUGUACAUGCAUACAUGACAAGAACAAGAAAAUAAAAUGCAAAUCUUUACA
Gambusia affinis (western mosquitofish) is the source of this 1162-nucleotide messenger RNA. It is a transcript of the gene cbx3a, whose product is annotated as chromobox homolog 3a (HP1 gamma homolog, Drosophila). The coding region runs from base 199 to 720 and encodes 173 amino acids. Gene Ontology annotation, molecular function: chromatin binding. The transcript has 5 exons. Gene Ontology annotation, biological process: negative regulation of transcription by RNA polymerase II; chromatin organization. The record is from RefSeq and is a predicted model, not a curated record. Gene Ontology annotation, cellular component: nucleus; pericentric heterochromatin. NCBI's taxonomy places the organism in Eukaryota, Metazoa, Chordata, Actinopteri, Cyprinodontiformes, Poeciliidae.